AGAUCCAGAACUGAACGACGCAACUCUUGGGAAUACAUAAAAGAAAAAUUAGUAAACAACAUUUAUUGGAGGGAAAUCAAUCGAGCGGCUGUCAAAAUGAGCGUCGAGGACGAAGUGUUCCGCAUCCAAAAGAAAAUCGGCAAAAUAUCCACGUCCAGCGAUGGAGCCGGACAGGAGCAGGCGCUGGACUUGCUGAAAGCGCUGCAAACGCUGAACAUUAAUCUGGAGAUAUUGACAAAGACGCGCAUCGGGAUGACGGUGAAUGAGCUGCGGAAGAGCAGCAAAGAUGACGAGGUCAUCGCACUGGCCAAGACGCUCAUCAAGAACUGGAAGCGAUUCCUGGCUAGCCCAGCGCCACCCGCCGCCGCCGGUAACCAAACGCCCAAAGAGAGCGGAGGUACCGCCGCCAAGGAGAGUGGAGGCGCCUCGAACAAGGAGAGUGGCGGCGCCGCCAGCAACAACAAUAAAUCCUCAAGUGCCGGCAAAUCAAAUUCAUUGGCCAACAAGGAGAAAUCAUCGAGUGGCAGCAACUCCUCAUCAACGGUAAAGGAUAAGCGUGAGGAGAAAAAAUCCUCAUCGUCAUCGUCGUCGACGUCAUCGUCGUCGGCAUCCUCGGCACAGACCACAUUCCCAUCGGGUGGCGGUGGUGGCAUGAAAGAUGCAGUGCGUCUCAAAUGCCGCGAAAUGUUGGCGACGGCCCUAAAGAUGGGCGAGGUGCCCGACGGCUGUGCGGAACCGGAGGAAAUGGCCGCCGAACUGGAGGAUGCCAUCUACAUGGAGUUCAAGAAUACGGAUAUGAAGUACAAGAAUCGGAUUCGAUCGCGUGUCGCCAAUCUGAAGGAUCCAAAGAAUCCCGGGCUGCGCGGCAAUUUCAUGUGCGGUGCCGUCUCUGCCAAGCAGCUAGCCAAAAUGACGCCCGAGGAGAUGGCCAGCGAUGAGAUGAAGAAGCUCCGGGAGAAGUUCGUCAAGGAAGCGAUCAACGAUGCCCAACUAGCCACAGUGCAAGGCACCAAGACCGAUCUCCUAAAGUGUGGCAAGUGCAAAAAGCGCAACUGCACCUACAACCAGCUCCAGACCAGAUCCGCCGACGAACCGAUGACCACCUUCGUCAUGUGCAACGAGUGCGGCAAUCGUUGGAAAUUCUGCUAAAAAAGAAGGAAAAA
Messenger RNA from Drosophila grimshawi, 1163 nucleotides. It is a transcript of the gene TfIIS, whose product is annotated as transcription elongation factor S-II. Gene Ontology annotation, molecular function: zinc ion binding; nucleic acid binding. The transcript is spliced from 3 exons. Bases 97 to 1149 code for a protein of 350 amino acids. The record is from RefSeq and is a predicted model, not a curated record. Gene Ontology annotation, biological process: transcription elongation by RNA polymerase II; DNA-templated transcription. Gene Ontology annotation, cellular component: nucleus. Lineage: Eukaryota; Metazoa; Arthropoda; Insecta; Diptera; Drosophilidae.